GUCGCCACAUGGACUCGAACUCCAAUUUAACAUGGAAAUGGAAAUUCAUGAACGAAAGCUGGAAGCAAAACGUCCCAUCUCUGCUGUGCAAUGCCAGUGAAGAAAAUUAUAAUCAAAAUAUGACGCCACCUAGAACUGAGCUCCACUGUAACCUUAGUGUCGAUUUGUUCAGCGAUAUGACGUCACUGUUGUUCUCCGCGGAACUUGUUUCUGGGUGGCGAUAUGUUCAUUUCCAGUGUUUUGAUGCAUUCAACGAAUCACAGCAUAAGGAUAUCUACCUUAUGGAUACCAAAAUAGGUCUGUACACUCAGCUGCCGCUCUACUGGGCUAUUGUACUGACCGUCGUACCUUUCCUCAUAUACCUCGUCACGUCUGCCUUUCUCAUAUCAGUUAUUGUUAAAGGAAGGACGGUUAAGGCAAAACAACCCAAAGAGGAAACCAAAGACGAUUGUACAGACGGAAACACAGACACGAACAGGAAACGACCAGCAGCCCGGAAUAACGUGCACUUUGAAGAAGGGCAAAUUCAUGUCUGGUUAGAAAAUGUACACUGAUUAGAAUCGAGCAACGUCACCCAAGACGAUGACGGGCUGUAUGCAAAUGCAGAUACCGUGUCAGCGUACGCCUACAUGGAACAUGAAAUUAUCGAGUAGUAACACCAGAAGGGACUUUUAAUAUUCGUGAUUACUUGGUUCCUUCAAAUUAAUAUUAUUAUUUGAAUCUCUUUGUUUUAAAUACAUAUAUGUACAUAGUUAUAUUAAUUAUUAAAUAAACGAAUGUAUGUGUUUUUGUGUCUCU
This is a messenger RNA of Gigantopelta aegis, 798 nucleotides long. RefSeq lists its product as uncharacterized. Lineage: Eukaryota; Metazoa; Mollusca; Gastropoda; Neomphalida; Peltospiridae. The coding region runs from base 9 to 554 and encodes 181 amino acids. The transcript is spliced from 6 exons. The record is from RefSeq and is a predicted model, not a curated record.